AUUUUGCUGCUGCCGUUGCGGUCGAACCAGUUAAUAAUUCACGGAAGGGCGAACUUCCUUACUCGUGUAUAAAAAGAGGAAGCAAAUCGUCGAAACAGUAUCAUUCACGCCAAGCAACUACGUCCAGCAACAUCAGAUCAAGAUGAGCCGCCUUAGUUUGAUGUUUGUUGGUUUUCUGGUGGUAUUCGUGAUGAUUGUCUCAAUGGUAGAUGCCGAGGAUCGUGAAAAACGAGCUCCCAUUUUGGGCCUUUUGCUCGCUAAAAAGCUUUUACAUGGAGGGGGUCACCAUCACCAUGACCAUCAUCACCAUGGGCGUCAUGGAGGUUAUGGUCACGGAGGAGGACAUGGUCACGGAGGAUAUGGAGGUUAUGGACAUGGCGGCUACCACCACUGAAUCAGAAUUAACGAACACCAUCAGCAUUCAGCCCUGAAUUUUGCUCCGACAAGCUUCAUUUGUUUUUUGUUACUAUAUAGCGUUACGGUAUACGCAUUUCAACUCAAUUGUUACAUGUUAAUUAUCCAAAGUUGAAGGACCUUUUCUCUGUUAUUGGUGGCGUCCUGUAUCGGUUUCUUAUACAAAAUACAUGCAACUCCAUGUUAA
Molecule: messenger RNA, 601 nt
Organism: Daphnia pulex (common water flea)
Lineage: Eukaryota; Metazoa; Arthropoda; Branchiopoda; Diplostraca; Daphniidae
Product: transcription factor Maf-like
Exons: 4
Coding region: 143-394 (83 amino acids)
Source: RefSeq, a predicted model, not a curated record